AUGCCUGGAUUAAGAAAUCUUAUUGGAGCGGUGGUUGGAUUGGCCGCAGUAGCAUCGGCUCUCCCAGCACUACCUAGGCUUAAUGAGAGAGCGUUGAAGAUGUACGAGGUGAAGAGACAGGUUACCGCGACGGGUCUCCCGGCUGAUUUGACGGAUGUGGAUAUUUUGCAAUUCGCCCUCACUCUCGAGAAUCUCGAAACGGCUUUCUACCAACAAGGAUUCGCCAAGUUCCCCGACUCCGACUUCACAGCUCUGGGUCUCACAACCCAAGAUAUCGCCAAUUUGAAAAUGGUCGCCAUGACCGAAGCGACUCAUGUCACUACUCUCAUGACAGCCAUUUCCGCUGCUGGCACUCAGCCCGUCGCACCUUGUACUUACAAUUUCGGCUUCACCACCGCCCAGAACAUGAUCGCUACAGCCAACGUUCUCGAAAACAUUGGCGUGAGCGCCUAUCUCGGUGCCGCGCCUUUGAUUAGCAGUAAAGCGGUGCUCACCGUCGCGGCGGAAAUCGUCACCGUUGAAUCCCGCCAUCAAACAUUCAUCCGCACCGCGUCCAAAGUCUCCGCCGUCCCCUCCGCCUUCGACACUCCCCUCGGAAUCCGCAACGUCUUUUCCCUCGCAGCCCCUUUAUUUCUUCCUUUGACGACUACGGCGCAGGGAGCCACGGCCUGUGCGUUUACGAAUGGAGGACAGACGGGCGGAACGGCGUUUACGCCGUUUGCGAAUGGUGCGUGUACGGUGCCUCAGGGGUUGGCGGGUGACGCGUAUUUGAAUUUGGCGAGUCAGAUGCCGGCUACCGGGGUAUUGACGGAUGAUAUUACGGUGGCGGGCCCAUUGGUUUUGGCGAUUUCGUAG
Molecule: messenger RNA, 855 nt
Organism: Botrytis fragariae
Lineage: Eukaryota; Fungi; Ascomycota; Leotiomycetes; Helotiales; Sclerotiniaceae
Product: putative twin-arginine translocation pathway signal protein
Exons: 3
Coding region: 1-855 (284 amino acids)
Source: RefSeq, a predicted model, not a curated record